Messenger RNA from Trichoderma gamsii, 798 nucleotides. Its product is annotated as ankyrin repeat protein. Gene Ontology annotation, molecular function: protein binding. The coding region runs from base 1 to 798 and encodes 265 amino acids. The record is from RefSeq and is a predicted model, not a curated record. NCBI's taxonomy places the organism in Eukaryota, Fungi, Ascomycota, Sordariomycetes, Hypocreales, Hypocreaceae. The transcript is spliced from 2 exons.
AUGAGCGGCGAGGAGCAUGAGGGCGCAUCCAUCGAGGAGCAGCUCAUCGAAGCCUGCCGGCGCGACAACGUCGAACUCCUAACCGAGCUCCUCGAAGACAAAGAAGACUCCGAAAUCACCAGGCUGCUCAACCAAACCACCACCGUCAUGGGCAACCACCUCUACCACGAGGCAGCCUCGCGCGGCAACUGUGCGUUUCUCCCUCUAUAUCCCGUUACCACCCUUUCUUCUUCCCCCCCUUUCCCCUCAUGUAGGCUAUCGUCCACCAUGUCCAAACCAAUUUCUAACAAUAGCUUCACAAAAGACGACAUCAUCGACCACCUCCUCGACCAGCCCGACUUCGAAUGCGACCCCAUCAACCGCCAAGAAGGCGACACCCCCCUGCACUCCGCCAUCCGCUGGCUCAACGCCGAACCCCCCGCCCAGCGCCCCUUUGGCCACCACCUCAUCGACAUGAUGCUCGAGGCCGGCUCCAACCCGCGCAUCAAGAAUAAGGGCGGCCUCACCGCCGCGCAGCUCGUCGACCCGCGCAACCAGGAGCUCCGCGACCUCAUCCAGAAGCACAUCUACGCCAGCCAAAACGCCGGCGACUUCAUCGUCAGCAACAACAGCAACAGCCAUGGCGUCGCUGCGCCGGGUGGUGCGCCGCCGCCGCCGCCGCCGGGAGCGGCUCCUCCCUUGACGAAUCAUGUCGACGCUCAUGAGGAAGAGGAUUACGACGACGACGACGCCGAGUUUAGCGGCAGUGACGAGGAGGAGCGGGCGGAGUGGGAGCGCAGACGGAAGAACAGGCGGUAA